AUGAAAUUAAAUCGAGUUUUUUUCCGGUUUUCCUUGUUACUACUACUACCACCACCACCACCACCACCACUACCACCACCACCACCACCACCACUCAACCACCCACCCAAUCACCCUCUUCUUAAACGUUUGUUUGAUAAUCAAGCAACAUUUGGAGUCGUUUCCGAGGGAAAAACAAUUCGGAUCAACUGGGAAAUACCAGAUGAGAAAUAUUAUGAGUAUGAUGUUUUGGUGAUCCCGUCCAUCUCUAACUCACUGAUUGAAGAACCGAAUCACGGAUUCCUGAUACCAGCACCAAUUGGACAGAAAAUUAUUACAACCACUACAUGCGGUUGGUUUGAAACUGAAUUGGUGUAUCAGACAUAUUCGCUGUUCCGACAUGCCGUACAUGUGUUACCACAAGAUUUCAAACUGAACGCGAGUGCAGAAUCCUUCGAUGGUGGUAAAAUGCUGCGACUCCAACUCAUUCCAAAUGAUCCUUGUUUAGAACCGUACUAUCAUAUCGAGUUUCGAAAGGAAAAAGAUAUUCUACUGGAAAGAAUUGUUAUGGGACCGGAGGUCACAGUUCAGAACCCGUCGCUUUGUCGUCCUUGUGAGUUGCGCGUCACAACUCCUGAUGAUUCUGAAAAAAAUAGAAUACCAUUGGCGCGCAUUACCGUAUGGUAUGGACAAAAUUUCCAGCUGAUUUUGAAAACAAAGGCCAUCAAAAACGGGGCGGAACUGGAUUUGCAUAUCGCACAAAAAUAUCCAUGUUUUGAACCGAAAUACCGAAUUGAACUGCGAAUUCAAAGAAGAAAAAUAAUGGACAAAAAUGUCACCGGACCGAGUGUAACAAUCAAAGAUACAGUGAUUUGUAAACCCUGUGAUUUAUAUGUGACCAUUCUCACCGGACCGAAGGAUAAACCGAUUCCGACGCAUAAGAAAAAGGUUUGGUUUGGAACAGCAAUGUUCAACGUGAUUGGAUCAACGGGAAGAAUUGACGUGAACUGGGACAUACCUUCGGCCGAAUACGCAAACUAUGAAGUGGUUGUGGUCCGGUCCGGGGAAAGUGGAAACACUAUUCCAAUGGUACCGGAUGAGAAGAACAACCUGGAAUUGGUCGUCACAGAGCCGGUGGGUGGCGGAUCAUUCGUGAAGGUAAACUGUGGAUUGUACGAUGUUAAACUGAACAAUGGCAUGGAUACGGUCACCAGCAAGACUGUGGCGGUUGGAUCGAUAAACAACAAAAUUUUGGUGAGAACCAGUGUGGUCGAUAAUGGGAGAGUAUUGUCAGUGGACUUGAGUGCAAACGAUCCGUGUCUGGGCUCCGCAUUCGUGAUCACUUUGAAAAAGGGGGAGAAAAUUGUGCUGGAGAAACCGAUCACAAGUCGGACGGAGCGUAUCGCGAAUGAUACUUUGGUUUGUGCCUCGUGUAACUUGAUUGUGUCGCUCCCUGACAACAUCCGACUUCCCGUGGAAUCAUCUGACCCGGUGGUUGUUUGGUUUGGGGAGACUGUCUCCAUGGCUUAUUUGACUGUGUUCAUGUGA
Molecule: messenger RNA, 1527 nt
Organism: Echinostoma caproni
Lineage: Eukaryota; Metazoa; Platyhelminthes; Trematoda; Plagiorchiida; Echinostomatidae
Source: the annotation of a GenBank genome assembly